Didymodactylos carnosus is the source of this 501-nucleotide messenger RNA. NCBI's taxonomy places the organism in Eukaryota, Metazoa, Rotifera, Eurotatoria, Philodinida, Philodinidae. The record is from the annotation of a GenBank genome assembly.
AUGAUUCAUACUGGCAAGCAGGAUCCAACGGCUAGUCUUGGGCAUGCUCAAACUGUCGUACUCGAUUUGGCGGAUGGCCUCCUCGAAUGUCAUCGAACUGUAGUAGUUGACAACUUCUUUACAAGUAUUUCUCUCGCAGAAAGCUUAUUACAAAAUGAUACUUAUCUUAUUGGAACACUAAGAAGCAAUCGCGCUGGAUCGGGACAUGGUGUAGUUCAGAAAAAGCUUAAACGUGGUGAAGUUUAUGGGCUUCAGAGUAACAAUGGUAUAAAACUAAUCAAGUGGAAAGAUAAACGAGAUGUUUUGAUGAUAUCCACAAAACCAUCGCAUUCGGCAACGUUGGUAGACACUGGAAAACCCGAUAAAGCCAAUGAACGCAUCAUGAAACCACCAGUUGUUCUCGAUCAUCUAAGAUCCUCGCAACCUAUACCAAUUACUAUGGACUUCAAUCGGUUACAACCGCAUCUUAUUAUCUUCGAGAGCUCAUCUGAAGGCUUCUGA